AACUUUCGACCAUUCGGUACAAUCCCAUUUCCCAUUCAAAAUCAAGCCACAAAAAUCCAUCAUCUUACUUUGUUGAAAGGUUCAGAUUCCAAAUAUAAUUUGUUUAUGUCAUCAUUAUUUAAUAUAAAAAUGGGGAACGUCAACAAUUUGACUGUUUGAGAAUUUGUGUUAUGAGUUGUUCAGCAGUAUGGCCAUAAACAGUUUAAGCAUAGGAACAUAUAUUCCUUGGCAAACCCAAUUCAGUUUCAGGGUCAAAUACGAGGCUUUUGGUGUCCUUAAGAAACUCAGACAAGUUUCCUUCUCAGUUCGAUCAAUGGGUUCUUUUGCUUCUUCUCAGAGACCCGACAACGUUAGAGAGCCCAGUGCAGUUGACUAUGUUUCUGUAAGUGAUGAAGAAUGGAAGAAGAUGCUUACACCGGAACAAUUUUACAUUACUCGACAAAAAGGGACAGAGAGAGCUUUCACUGGGGAAUACUGGAACACAAAAACCCCUGGAACUUAUCAUUGCAUAUGUUGUGACACGCCUCUUUUUGAAUCAUCGACUAAAUUUGAUAGUGGAACUGGCUGGCCAUCAUAUUAUCAGCCUAUAGGAAACAAUGUGAAGUCAAAAUUAGAUCUGUCAAUAAUUUUUAUGCCUCGUCAAGAAGUUCUUUGUGCUACUUGCGAUGCUCAUCUUGGCCAUGUCUUUGAUGAUGGACCUCGACCUACAGGAAAGCGUUACUGUAUCAAUAGUGCUUCCCUGAAACUGAAACCCAAGUAGGAAACAGUACUAAGCUUGCAGUUGCAAAGCAGAGAUGAGACACUUGGGAUUGAGAAAACUGAAAUAAUAUUAGCUUUAGUGGCUUUGGUGUAUCAUGUGCAAUAUUAAUAACGUGUAAUAGCAAAUCACUGUAUAAAAUCGGAGGAUCUGAGCCUUUUUAUGAAGUAUAUAAUUUUUAAAUAGUGAAUUAUCUUUGUAAAAACUAUUUCUU
This is a messenger RNA of Theobroma cacao (cacao), 971 nucleotides long. It is a transcript of the gene MSRB1, whose product is annotated as methionine sulfoxide reductase B 1. Gene Ontology annotation, cellular component: cytoplasm. The record is from RefSeq and is a predicted model, not a curated record. Lineage: Eukaryota; Viridiplantae; Streptophyta; Magnoliopsida; Malvales; Malvaceae. Gene Ontology annotation, molecular function: peptide-methionine (R)-S-oxide reductase activity. Gene Ontology annotation, biological process: response to oxidative stress; protein repair.